Girardinichthys multiradiatus is the source of this 3003-nucleotide messenger RNA. Its product is annotated as leucine-rich repeat-containing protein 17. Lineage: Eukaryota; Metazoa; Chordata; Actinopteri; Cyprinodontiformes; Goodeidae. Gene Ontology annotation, cellular component: plasma membrane. Gene Ontology annotation, molecular function: protein binding. The record is from RefSeq and is a predicted model, not a curated record. Bases 1404 to 2534 code for a protein of 376 amino acids. The transcript has 2 exons.
UGAUAUAGAUUUACAUCUAAACAAAUUUAAAUAUUAAAGUUAUAUUUCAAUAAUUCAGUUAUAAACUAAAGUAAUACACCAUAAUAUUUUAAGGGUGUAUAGAGUAAUAAUAAUUUUUAAAACUGGUUAUGGCCUACAUAGUUAUGAGAAAACCACAAAAGGUUAUUGCUAAAGAUGUUGAAUAGUCAUUAAUGGAAAGUUUAGUGGAUGAAAAAGGACACAAGCAACUAGGAUAACUGCAUUCUUGAGAGGACUUAGUUGCAAACCCAUUUAAGAGUUUGGGGGAGAAUUAAAAGGCAUGAACUGCAUUUGGAGUUGGGGUGUAAGAGACCCCUCAUACAGAUGUGACCAGGAAAUGGGCUACAAUGGUUGCAUUCCUGGGAGUGGUUUCCUUAAACCACUGUCAGAAACAUUUUACUCAGGCUAAAAAAAAACAGGCUGGUCUGCUGUUUAGUGUUCCAAAUUGAGUUUCGCAUUUCAUUUGUUAAUUAGGAUUCCGGAGUCUAGGAAGAUCGGACAAGUACAGAAUCCACGUUGCUUGGAUGUCCAGUGUGAAGCUUCCACAGUCGGUGAUGAAUUUGGGCGCCAUGCCAUCUGCUGGUGUUGGUCCACUGUGUUUAAUUAAAUUCAGUGUCAGAGCAGUUGUCUAUCGGGAUAUUCUAGGCUUAUACUGCCAAAAGUACAAAUACCUGCUUUAAUUACCAGUUUAUCACUGCUUUGUUGGCCAGCACGGUGAUGUCGGAACCCCACAGAGAAUUUAGCGAGUGUUGUGAAGCAGAAGAGACACCAGAUCCAACAAUGCAGACAAGCUAAAGGCAGCCAUUAAUGUAACCUGGACUUUCUUAACAUUUUAGCAGAUCUCCAUACCAUGCUGCAUUGAUGCAGACGCCCUGACCAAGUAAGGGAUGCACUGUACAGUCAAUAAACAUUAUGUCUCAGUAAAUCACAUUUCUAGAUUAAAAAAACCUUUUCUGGAUAUAAUGUGGUAGCCAAACAUAACUGAAUUACUGAAAUAAAUUAACUUCUUGGUUGUAAUUUAUUGAAAUGUGCCUGUAUUUUAGUUUGUUCAGAAUUUACAAAAGAUGCUCAGCUUCAGUCCAGAUUCAGUCCGGUCUGUCUGCAAAGACUGAUCUAUGGAUAAUCCGUUCAGGGUUAUGUAAUUUAAAACUCACAGGAUAAACUGACUGCUAUCAUGCAACUGUGCUUGACGUAUCCCUACAGAGAAGCGGUUGUAAAUCCUUCAUUUAGGAAAAGGUCCAAAACGGACUGCAGGUUCUCUCCCCAGAUUUGGUUAUGUGAUCAUCAGUUUAAGCCCAUAAUCCCAUCUAAUCGGGAAUAUUCCAUGUGUGUGCCUCAGAGUUUGCUGGAAUGACACGAUUCUGUGCCGUUUGCAGACAUAUUUAAUGUGUUUCAGAUGUAUCGCUCUGUGUACGUACAAGAGGAUCAACCAUGGCGUCCAGCAGGAGAGUCUUCAUCUUGAUCCCACAAAAAUGCUUUGCUUGAUUCAUCUGCUUCUGCUGCUGCUUCCGAGCAUCAUGUCUGGCCUCAGGCUGUGCCCCAGCUCCUGUCUGUGCUACGAAUCCUCUGACUUGGUGGACUGCAGGUCUCAAGGGUUGGACCAGGUCCCCCCCAGUAUCCCCCAUGGCACUUGGCUGCUGGAUCUCAGUGGGAACAGGGUGAGAGAGGUGCACAGUGAUUCAUUUAUGGGACUGUGGUCACUGAAGUUCCUCCUGAUGUCCAACAACAGCAUGCACGCUCUGCAUCCACAGUCUCUGUCAUCACUGCAGUUUCUAGAGAGGCUUGACCUGAGCUUUAACCGGCUGCGCUGGCUUCCGCAGGACUUUACUCUCCAUCUGUCUUCCCUCCAGGAGCUCAGACUGGACCACAACCUGAUGCAGCAUGUCGACUCUUCCUCACUGAGAAACUGUGACAAUCUGAGAAAACUUGACCUGAGCUACAACCGUAUUCGAACGAUAGAUAUCAAGGCUUUCAAAAGCCUUUCUCGACUGCGUUUCCUGAACUUGGAGAGAAACAGGCUGAAUAUGCUCAAAGAUGGGCUGAUGAGCCGGCAGCAGAGCCUGGAGGUACUCCUACUCAGCUACAACAACAUCUCUGAGAUUGAGGCGGAAGCUCUGGCCCCCCUGCGCAGUUUGACCCUGCUGGGCCUCCAGGGAAAUCAGCUGCAGCACAUCAAAUUUAAGACCUUCCUGAAAUUGCAGACCAUCAGCACCCACCUGCAGAUGUCCCUCAACCCUUGGACUUGCGACUGCGACCUGCAGCGUGUCUUCGGUAAGAUCCAGUUCGUCCGACACCUGCAUGUGGAGGACUACAAGGCCAUCCUCUGUUAUGCUCCUCCUCAGCAGGCUGGGAGCACCCUUGCAUCGAUGGACAGCCAGCUGUGCAUGGCGGAGACGGCCUCAGUGCUGGUCAUCACCAUUACCGUGCUGCUGGCGGUAAUCGGUGCCCUGGUCAAAGCUGAGCGUAACCGCAAGAACAAGCAGGCUGCAAGUGAUGCAGAGUCUUCAGAUAAAUGACUGGUUCAAUGACGGAGCUCUGACACAUGCAGGUGGCCUGCUGCUUUUUGAAAACUCUUCUCUAAAGUAUGGAAAGGGAAAGAAACAGGGAUCAAAGUGCUUAAGAGCUACUGGAGAAAUACCAAGCAUAUAAAUAUAUUGAUUUAGAUAGCAAACAAUACAAAUCAUUUAAUUCUUUUCUGUCCUCCAAUUAGUUUGAAUACCUGACUAAAAGGCCUUCCACAAUAUGUACAGUGUUUCCAAAAGUAUUCAAACUCUUGAUGUUUUUCAUAUUGAGUCAAAUUCUAACCAAAUGUUAAUGCAUUAUUGGAAUUGUAUGUGAUAGACUAAUCCAAAGUGGUGUAUUAUUGUAAAAUGGAAGAAAAUGAUACAUAACUUUUAGUUUUUUAUGAAUGAAUAUAAAGUGUUUAAAUCCAGCUGUUCUGUGAAUGCCUCAGAGGUUUGUUAGAGAACAUUAGAACAAACACCA